Molecule: messenger RNA, 1938 nt
Organism: Macroventuria anomochaeta
Lineage: Eukaryota; Fungi; Ascomycota; Dothideomycetes; Pleosporales; Didymellaceae
Product: heat shock 70 kDa protein
Exons: 3
Coding region: 1-1938 (645 amino acids)
Biological process (GO): protein refolding; cellular response to unfolded protein; vesicle-mediated transport
Cellular component (GO): plasma membrane; cytosol; cytoplasm
Molecular function (GO): ATP hydrolysis activity; ATP-dependent protein folding chaperone; misfolded protein binding
Source: RefSeq, a predicted model, not a curated record
AUGUCUGCUAUCGGUAUUGAUCUCGGAACCACGUACUCUUGCGUCGGUAUUUUCCGUGACGACCGCAUCGAAAUCAUUGCCAAUGACCAGGGUAACCGCACAACACCCUCGUUCGUUGCCUUCACCGACACAGAGCGCCUCAUUGGUGACUCCGCGAAGAACCAGGUCGCUAUGAACCCUAUCAACACAGUCUUCGACGCAAAGCGCCUUAUUGGCCGCAAGUUUGCCGAUGCUGAGGUUCAGGCCGAUAUGAAGCACUUCCCCUUCAAGGUUGUCGAGAAGGCGGGCAAGCCUGUCAUCCAGGUCGAGUUCAAGGGCGAGGAGAAGACCUUCACACCCGAGGAGAUCUCCUCCAUGGUCCUCGUCAAGAUGAGGGAAACCGCUGAGUCCUACCUCGGUGGCACCGUCAACAACGCCGUCGUCACAGUCCCUGCCUACUUCAACGACUCGCAACGUCAGGCUACCAAGGAUGCUGGUCUCAUUGCUGGCCUCAACGUCCUCCGUAUCAUCAACGAGCCCACAGCCGCUGCCAUCGCCUACGGUCUUGACAAGAAGACUGAGGGUGAGCGCAACGUCCUCAUCUUCGAUUUGGGUGGUGGUACAUUCGAUGUCUCCCUCUUGACCAUUGAGGAGGGUAUCUUCGAGGUCAAGUCCACCGCCGGUGACACUCACUUGGGUGGUGAGGACUUCGACAACCGUCUCGUCAACCACUUCACCAAUGAGUUCAAGCGAAAGCACAAGAAGGACUUAACCUCCAACGCUCGUGCUCUCCGUCGUCUCCGCACCGCUUGCGAGCGUGCCAAGCGCACCCUUUCUUCCUCUGCUCAGACCUCCAUCGAGAUCGACUCCCUGUUCGAGGGUAUCGAUUUCUACACCUCGAUCACCCGUGCUCGUUUCGAGGAGCUCUGCCAGGACCUCUUCCGCUCCACUAUGGAGCCCGUCGAGCGUGUCCUCCGCGAUGCUAAGAUCGACAAGUCCUCCGUUCACGAGAUCGUUCUCGUUGGUGGUUCCACCCGUAUCCCCAAGGUCCAGAAGAUGGUCUCCGACUUCUUCAACGGCAAGGAGCCCAACAAGUCUAUCAACCCCGAUGAGGCUGUUGCCUACGGUGCCGCCGUCCAGGCCGCUAUCCUGUCUGGUGAUACAUCCUCCAAGUCUACCAACGAGAUCCUCCUGCUCGACGUUUCGCCGCUGUCUCUCGGUAUCGAGACUGCUGGUGGUGUCAUGACUGCUCUCAUCAAGCGCAACACCACCAUUCCCACCAAGAAGUCCGAGGUCUUCUCCACCUUCAGCGACAACCAGCCUGGUGUGCUCAUCCAGGUCUACGAGGGUGAGCGUGCUCGCACAAAGGACAACAACUUGCUCGGCAAGUUCGAGCUCACUGGUAUCCCACCUGCGCCCCGUGGUGUCCCUCAGAUCGAGGUCACCUUCGAUGUUGAUGCCAACGGUAUCAUGAACGUCUCCGCUCUCGAGAAGGGUACCGGAAAGACCAACAAGAUCGUCAUCACCAACGAUAAAGGCCGUCUCUCCAAGGACGAAAUCGAGCGCAUGCUUGCUGAGGCCGAGAAGUACAAGGCUGAGGAUGAGGCCGAGGCUUCCCGUAUCUCCGCUAAGAACGCCCUCGAGUCCUACGCUUACUCCCUCCGCAACACUCUCUCCGACUCCAAGGUCGACGAGAAGCUUGAUGCCGGCGACAAGGAGAAGCUCAAGGCCGAGAUCGACAAGACCGUUGCUUGGUUGGACGACAACCAGACCGCUACCAAGGAUGAGUACGAAUCCCAGCAGAAGGAGCUUGAGGGUGUCGCCAACCCUAUCAUGAUGAAGUUCUACGGUGCUGGUGGUGAGGGUGGCAUGCCCGGCGGUAUGCCCGGUGGUGCUCCCGGCGGUGCCGCUCCCGGCGCUGGCGGCGAUGACGGCCCCACCGUUGAGGAGGUCGACUAA